Molecule: messenger RNA, 1128 nt
Organism: Brassica oleracea var. oleracea
Lineage: Eukaryota; Viridiplantae; Streptophyta; Magnoliopsida; Brassicales; Brassicaceae
Product: putative F-box/kelch-repeat protein At4g39756
Molecular function (GO): protein binding
Source: RefSeq, a predicted model, not a curated record
AUGAGUUCCGAUGUCGAACAACUGCAGAAGAAGAAGAAGAAUCCAUCUCCUCCGUCGUUGUUGUCACUUCCAGAAGAAAUAGUUGUAAACUGUCUAGCCCGAAUAUCGAAAUCUUACUAUCCAAAACUCUCCCUAGUCUGCAAGACCAUUUGCUCUCUCAUCUUAUCCAUGGAGCUCUACGUGGCUAGAUUGGAACUUGAAACCCAUGAAAACGUCCUUCACGUCUGCUUACAGUUGCUCGAUAAAACCCGUCCCUCGUGGUUUAGUCUCUGGUUAAAACCUGACCAAACCCUAACCAACAACAUCGGUAAGAAGAAGAAACAGAACUCUAGCGGAAACACUUUGUUGGUACCAAUACCCUCGUCUUAUUCUCCACGUGUACCGAUGUUCACAUGUGCGGUUGGUUCAGAGUUAUAUGCUAUCAGCAAAUACAAUAUUUCUCCCUCCUCCGUCAUGUGGGUCCGUUGUACGAGUACUUACUCGUGGCGUCAAGCCCCUAGCAUGACGGUAGCUAGAGCAAAUGCCGUUGCGUGCGUCUUUGAUGAUAAAAUUUACGUGAUGCGAGGUUGUCAUGCAGAUGAAUAUACAAAUUGGGGGGUUUUUGAUCCAGAGACUCAAACAUGGGAACCGUUACCAGACCCUGGAGCUGAGCUACGUGUAACUUUGAUUAAGAAAGUGGAGGUGAAAACAGGAAAAAUUUGCGUUAAGAGCAUUGAGGAGAUGGAUUAUGUUUAUGAUCCGAAGGAAGGUAAAUGGGAUGUUCCAGAAGCAUUUGUGAUCGAAAGUGAGUGUGAGAUAGAUAACGUAAGGUAUCAAUGUGGUAGACAAAGUUGCUUGUGGUAUGACAUAAAGCAUAAUGAAUGGAAAGCUGUUAAAGGUUUGGCUACAUUGAACGGGAAUCGUCUUUGUUAUUUUGUUGAAAUAGCUAACGACGGUGGGAAACUGUUGAUCUUGUGGGGAAAGUUUGCGCCGCCUCGUCGGCAAAACAAGAACAUUUGGUGUGCGGUGAUUGCGCUUGAAAGGCGCAACAACGAUGAGGAAGUUUGGGGAAAGGUUGAGUGGGCUAGUGUUGUCCUUACGGUUCCUAAAUCAUAUGUUUUCUUGCGUUGUGAAGUGAAGCCGGUUUGA